Messenger RNA from Haliotis rufescens (red abalone), 1642 nucleotides. RefSeq lists its product as uncharacterized. The transcript has 10 exons. The record is from RefSeq and is a predicted model, not a curated record. Lineage: Eukaryota; Metazoa; Mollusca; Gastropoda; Lepetellida; Haliotidae. The coding region runs from base 66 to 1610 and encodes 514 amino acids. Gene Ontology annotation, molecular function: metallopeptidase activity.
ACCAGAAUGUCAGUGCAGGAAUCUGGGAAUGCCAGUUGUCGGGGGAGUAGUAUAGAGCUCGGAACAUGCUGACCAGAACAACAGGCACUAUGUAUCUACACAUAUGUGUACUGGUUAUUUACUUCGCUGAAUUUCAGAUCGUACAUUCUGGCCGGAUCAGACGCCACGUACCAGGCAGUGAUCUAACCUUGACCUUUGAGUGGGAAGACCCUCUGCGACCUCUAACGGAAGCUGAUUAUUAUCAAUCGACCGAUGGCGCUGCCUUUAAUCCCAUGAGCGCACUGGUAGGGCGGCCAGGUCAUUCCACUUCCAACAACACGUGCAACAACAUCCGGGUAGUUCCUGUGCAGCUGAGGAGCGCAAGCAGUAUCGGGCCGAGUGGAUUGUCGUAUUUCUACCAGAAGUAUACAGAGGCGUAUGGGAUACCCGUGCUUGCUUCACGUAAAGUCCCCGACGACGCUCUCCGCCGCGCCUGUUACGUCCUUCGCUUCCUCCUCGCCGACCACAGCGGUGUGCGACAGUCCUACUACCGACUGUCGGGGAGGGUGGCAGUGAUCGGGGCUCGGGAAGGGACAGUGUCUAUUCCAGAACACGCUUGGCUGGGUCCCGCCUGGAACGACCGAGCACGUGGACUUGGGGCAACGGAACAUGCACCAGUAUCAACGGGAGGCGAAGAGAACAUCCUGUGUUACAAUAUUGACAGGUAUCGGUUCGAGGACAUCUUCCUGCACGAGUUCGCCCAUGGCAUCCAUCUGCUGGGCGCCAAGUACGCCAUCCCAGGUUGGCAGAGUCGCCUACAGUCGCUCUACUACCAGGCCAGAUCAGCCGGUAGAUGGCGCAACACAUACGCCAUGAGUACUGUGGAGGAAUACUUUGCGGAAGGGACACAAAGCUACUUCAACGUCAACGCUUACUCCGCCGUCCCUAACGGCGUCCACAACCACGUGAACACCCGCGACAAACUACAGCAGUACGACCCCCAGCUCUUCGAUCUCAUACAGGAGGUAUUCCCGUGCGGGAACACGUACCUCCGGAGGUGUAUGGCAACCAGAAGUGCUGAGAGAAGCCAGCAACUGAGGAUGAACUGUAACCCUGGGGGCGGCGGUACAGGAACUGGAACUGGAACUGGAACUGGAACCGGAACCGGAACUGGAACUGGGACCGGAACCGGAACUGGAACUGGAACCGGAACUGGUUCAGGCACGUGUCAGGACAACAACUCCAACUGCAGGGCGUGGGCGUCUCAAGGGGAGUGUGGCUCCAACUCUGCCUACAUGCACGUCUCCUGUAGACGAAGUUGCAACAGGUGCGGACGAGGGGGAGGCGGAACCGGAACCGGAACUGGAACUGGAACCGGAACCGGAACCGGAACUGGUUCAGGCACGUGUCAGGACAGCAACUCCAACUGCAGGUCGUGGGCGUCUCAAGGGGAGUGUAACUCCAACCCUGCCUUCAUGAUCGUGUACUGUCGACAAAGUUGCAACAGAUGUGGAGGUGACCCUUGUGUGAAUUCCAACACCAACUGUAGCCAGUGGUCAAGUGAGGGGGAGUGUGAACGGAACCCCGACUACAUGUUGACCUCGUGUAGACGCAGCUGCGGCCAGUGCUGAUCGUGUCCACGCAAUAAACCAAACAACAUGCA